CUCAGUAACCAUCCCGCAGAAAAAUGUUGUCGUAAUUUUCAGCAUGUGCUGCUUUACAAACGGCGCCCCAUAUGGGUGUGUUUAAAUAUUUGUCAGAAUUGGAAUUGGAGGUGAUCCACCGAAAUUCAUGAUUACGCAAGUGAAUGGAUCACGUUAGAAAUCCGCUCCAGGUUUUACCUUGUUGCUCUUGUCGUGGUAGCGCAGGCAGGAUGCACCGAGGACGCAGUUUUGCGGAUUCACGCAGCGUGUGCUAGCACAGCUGAGCUCAACCGGCCGUAUCUUGUCAAGAGUUACCACAUGCUCGGAAGCUGUGUGGGUCUCCUCCUCCAGUAGGAUGCAAUUACAUCGUGUCAACGUAGCCCGUUGCUGCCUCCGGGUGCAAACGCAUAUCUUGUAUAGCUACUAGGACACUUAGCGCUUUGACCUUUGACUCGCAGCGGAUGACAAUACAAAGGUCGCUGGCAGGCAGCGCAUCUUUGCGGCUCGAGAGGACGGCGCUUUUAGUAGAAUGCCACAGUCCUUCCUGAAAGUUGGUCGAUAGCGGUAGAGAUAGCUUCAGUACCGGCAGAGGAGGGGGAGGAGGCAGCACACUUGGAGGCCCGGUAGCGGCUUUCCACGGACAGAAGGCCAGCUCAGGAAAGGAGGAAAACUGCAGCACCAUGGACAGCUCAGAUAUGGAUGCUAACUAUGGUGGAGGACUGCUUGAUAUGGUAAAGGGCGGAGCUGGAAAAUUCUUUAGUAACUUCAAAGACAAUCUCAAGGACACACUGAAAGACACAUCCACCAAGGUCAUGCAUCAGGUUUCCACGUACACUAAAGGUGAAUUGGAUAUUGCCUAUAUCACAACACGAAUCAUAGUGAUGACCUACCCAGCCGAGUCGGUGCAGAUUGGCUACCAGAACCAUGUGGAAGACAUCCGAUCCUUCCUCGACGGCCGCCAUGCUGACCACUAUACUGUCUUCAACCUGUCGCAACGCAACUACCGUGGAGCCAAAUUCUCCAACAGGGUUUCAGAGUGUAAUUGGCCUGCUCGCCAGGCUCCCAGCCUCCACAACCUCUUUGCUGUAUGUAAGAACAUGCACAACUGGCUCAAACAGAACCCCAAGAAUGUGUGUGUCAUCACCUGCUCGGAUGGGCGUGCUCCUUCAGGUGUUUUGGUGUGUGCCAUGUUUUGCUUCUGCCACCUCUUCAAUAAUCCAGUUCCUGCCAUGCAACUCCUCAGCGCUAAGAGACCAGGCUCGGGCCUUUGGCCGUCACACCGCAGGUACAUUGGGUAUGUGUGUAGCAUGGUUUCAGAGAAGCCCAGUCUACCCCACAGCAAGCCUCUGAUUAUCAAGGCUCUCACCAUGAGUCCAGUUCCCUGCUUCAACAAGCAACGGAGUGGCUGUCGGCCUUUCUGUGAUGUUCUCAUUGGAGAGACAAAAAUCUUUACCACGGCGCAGGAGUAUGAAAGAAUGAGAGAGCACAGAGUUCAAGAGGGGAAAGUGGUUUUUCCUCUGGGCGUCAGCGUACAAGGAGAUGUGGUAGUUUCUGUCUAUCACAUGAGGUCCACUAUUGGGGGACGUCUGCAAGCCAAGGUGUCCAACACACAAAUAUUCCAGAUCCAGUUUCACACUGGCUUUAUUGCUCCUGGAACAACUGUGUUAAAAUUUAACAAAGCGGAGCUGGAUGCAUGUGAAUCUCCUGACAAGUAUCCUCAGCUGUUUCAUGUCAUAGUGGACGUGGAGGUCGAGAGCUUAGACAAGCAGAAAGACCUGACGCCACCUUGGGAACAGUUUCCAUCGAAAGACCUAAGUCCCAAUGUACUUUUCACCUGCCAUCAAGAACAUCAGGAUGCACUCGCUAUUGCUGAGCCGAGCAGACCACUUGGAGGCCCUGACAGUCGGGGCCACGGUGAGGAGAGCGAGCCUUCCGACGACGAGAUGCUGUCUUUCUCCAGUCAGCGAAGCAGCAUUAGCACAGCACCCCCGAGAGGGGAUCAGUCUUCUCCCACCCAUGUGGACCCUGAGCCACCUGCAGAAGUAGAUCUCCUCGGCUUGGACGGAGAAGAUAUCAAGCAACCACCUCCAACAACCCAGCCCCCAUCUGCUGCAGCUGCAACUACUGACCUUCUUGGGGACUUUUUGGGGACUCCCCCCCAGCCAACCAGUGGGCCAUCUUCCACCAACUCCACUCCACAUAAAACAGUACCAAGCUCAGCUUCACCAUCUCCAUCCCCUGGCCCACAAGUGUUUGACCCAUUUGGGGCAGGUCCCAUGCCAAAGCCUCAGGAGGUGAUGGGUUCGUUCCUCGGACCAGGUAAUUUGCGGCAUUCAGAUCCAUUCCUGCAUGCCACUUGCACUCCACCACCCACCCUGCAGCCUACAAGUUUUGGUCGGAGUUCUCCCGUAUCAUCUGCUGCCCCAACUGUCAACAUUCAACAGCAAAACAUCAUGGGAGGUUGGGAAUGGAACAGAACUGCCACUACAAGCACAGGAGGAGGCUUGGGAAUGGGCAGUCGAUCAGCCACGACAAGCCCAACCGGUUCGGUCCACAGCACACCAACCCAUCAAACCAAGCCAAACACUCUAGACCCUUUUGCUGACUUAGGCAACCUCGGGGGAAGUCUCGGAGGAGGCUCCGGAUUCUCCAGCAAGCCUACCACACCAACAGGAACAAGCCCUUCCUUUCCUUCAGUGGGCUCCCCAUCGCGGCCUCCACCAUCUCCCCAGCAUGCAGGAGGGUGGCAUCCACACUCAGGAGCUGCCUUCCCAUCAUGGCAGCCUAAUUCUGGCACAGGAGGCUGGCAAGCACAGGGACCCACACCACAGCCCAAGCCGAGCCCUAGCCAUACCGCCAUGCCUCACAGUUCCCCCCAGAACCGACCAAACUACAAUGUUAGUUUCUCUGCAGCUGGUGGUGGAUCACCCAGUGCUGCGAGCAAAGCACAGAUGGGCUCAUGGGGCAAGGCUUCGAAUGCGAACUUUGAUGACCUGCUGUCUGGUCAAGGCUUUGCAGGACCCAAAGAUAAGAAAGGACCAAGAACUAUAGCAGAAAUGAGGAAGGAGGAAAUGGCCAAAGAGAUGGACCCUGAGAAAAUUAAAAUUCUAGAAUGGAUUGAAGGGAAAGAGCGGAACAUCCGAGCGCUCCUGUCCACUAUGCAUACAGUGUUGUGGGAAGGAGAAACCCGCUGGAAGCCUGUUGGAAUGGCUGACCUGGUGACUCCAGAACAAGUCAAAAAGGUCUACCGCAAAGCUGUCCUCGUCGUCCACCCAGACAAGGCAACAGGACAACCCUAUGAACAAUAUGCCAAGAUGAUUUUCAUGGAACUAAAUGAUGCUUGGUCUGAAUUUGAAAGCCAAGGACAAAAACCUCUCUACUGAAAACUGAUUGCAGGGGAAUUAAGGAUGAGGAGCUCCCGAAACGUUUCGUCACUGGUCAAAUAUGGCAUUCAUACAGCUACGUUUGGUUCCCACCCCAUAGGUCGAAGAGAAUCACCUUUCAGCUAGACCACCACAGCUAUUUGGAUCCUGAUCACAGCAGUACUGCAUAGGUUCCUGCUGUAUGUUUUGUGCAAUACUACUCCAUCUUGUGAUGUGUCCUGAUCUAAUGCAGCAAUCAAAGCAAACACAAUGGAGUGCCUAGGGAACAUGUGAAAUGAGCAGAUCAAACGAUUACCAAACAGUGCAAGAGAAGAGAAACACAGCAGAGGACAGUUUUACUGUACAAAAAAGUAGUACAACAUAAUACAUUCUGAAAUACUCUAUAAUACUCCACCCGAAACAGUUAUAUAAUUUCUGACAGUUUAACUCGAGCCUUGUGCUAUUGUUUGUAAUUUAGGAUUAGCACAUGUAUAGUUCUAAAUAUGACCCACGUUGAAGGCUCUCAUAACUUGUCAAGUAAUUAGCUAAUUUUCAAUGGCGGCUAUCAAGGUGUUCAAAGCACAAACUUCUGUGGAGCUUUGAAGCAAGGUGAUUGUUAUCUAUUUAUCUAUUGUUUAUCAUUAUUGCUGUUCACCAGGUCUUGUUUAUUUUAAUUGUUUUAAUAUAUUAUGCUUUUCUUAGGCCCCUGUAUUUAAUGACAAAGGUACAGAUGUCUGAGCUAGUAACCCGGCAACAGAGUGUCAAACCAGCAGUGAUUGGUCAGAAGGUACCGUAUUUCCGUGUUUAGUCUUUUGUGGAUUGUUUUAUGUUUAGGUACAAAAAUCACCAAAUAUAUCCAUCACUGCUAGUCUGAAAACAUCUUUCCCCCUAACCUUUUCUAAAACAAUAAAAGGUUAAUUUUGCAAUGGUUUAUGGUCUAAAAUUGGAUAGUAAUACAAUACUGAUGAUAAUGUUGUUUAAUGCAUCCAUACGUCAGCUGCUACUGUAAUAAUUUAAUGACAUUUAUUAUGUGAUGCCAAGAGUUUUGUACGCCGAUUUUUUUUUUUGUUUUUAUCAAAAGCACUGACACUUUUUCAGUUUAAAUAACGCUAAUGCAAUUUGUCAGGAAUAGAAUCAUGUCAUAUCUAAUUAAAGUUAUGUACACUCCUUUUUAACAGAAUUACAUCUGAUUGUUACUGAUAGUGGGAAAAUUCUCCAUACUGUUUACUGAUUUUGACGCAUAAUGUUCCUAUGUUCGUGUUCCUUCACUAGGAAAUUUUCGAGACAAAUGCAGGGAGGGUCAAAAUGAUUUCACCCCUGUUGAUGGUUGUCAUUUUUAUGUCAUUUGAUGAAAUGGUUUAUUUUAAGGACUCUUAUUUUGGAUAGAGCUAAACGGAAAAGUUGCUGUAAUUGAUGCUUGGGGUCCGUAGGUUUGAAUGCUAUUAACUGUGGUGAGAGUCAACCUCAGAAGCACAGGAAAAACAGGAUUGGAAGUACAGAUGAAGUUAGUGUCCUUUUUUAUGCUGUACUUAUACAGAUCACCAAUGUGAAAUAUCUCAUACUGUAAGCUCCCUUGCUGAGAGCAAUAUUCAUCUAAAGUCUUACAAAUCAGCAAAAAAUACUGUAACUCCAGUGUUGUACUCAGUGGAUGUGUGUGCUUAAAUUGUAUGUAUGGAAGUGAUUUCGACUGUCGUAAUGUGUUUGCCUGACUGUUAAAGCAUUACUAAACUGAGCAAAAUACAAUUUACGUGUUCAGUUAAUUUUUUAUUGUACUGUCACAGAAGAUAGAUGAAGGAAGGAAGAAGGUAGUAGACAACUGAAGAAAGUGGAAGAUGGCCACUUUUAAUGGCUCCAAAAUAUGCUGAUACAAUUUCAAAACAAGCAAAGAAGCUAGUGAGGCCUGUAAUUUCAAUAGAGAAAAUUUAGUAUUCUUGUCUGACAAAUGACAAAGAACAGCAGAAAGUCAAUGAGGACUGUUAUGCUCACAUUUAACGCUUACUAAAAGUGAAAUGCAAUAAAACCAUACCCAAUAAAGCUCUCCAACUAAAGAAGCACUCUGAGCAGAUUUCCGCCCGAGCAGCCAGAUUCAAAGUAUUGCCAUGUUUCUGACCUCUGAACUUUGACCCUCUCGCUUAUUAUCUCACCUACUCUGCAAAUUUGAGUUAAAUAGGCUUAUCCUUUGUCACGUUAUCACAAAAUAACUUUUUUCCAGACCUCUGUGACCUUUGAACUCAUCAACCAAAAUUUAAUCACCUCUUCCAUUUCAUAUUAAGAAUAUAUUCUGCAAGUUUGACCUCUGAUCUCUUCAACCCAAAAUUGAAUCACUUCUUCCAUUUCAUAUAUAAACAUGUUUGAUAAUAACCCCUUUAUAAUGUUGUUGUUAUACUGAACAAAAACAUACAGAAAACCGAAAUGAAUACAGUGGUACCUUGACAUACGAUCCUUUUGACAUCCGACAUAAAAUUUGACUUGUCAUUUGUCUCGACAUAUGACGACAUGCUAGCACGGCGGAUUUACUUGUGAGAGAAAUCAACAUGGGUCCCAAGAAGGUUAGUGCAGGUGGUGAAAAAAGGUGACGUUUACCAUUGAAAUUAAGAUAAAAUGAUGAAACAUGUCUAAAAUCUCGACGGUCCUCCUUCGACCUCAGUUCGCCUGUCUUUAUAAGUAAAGGUGACUAUUAUUGUAACAUCGACAAGAAAGGCGCCAGCUUCGUCAUGUUUUUUAUCGUUUAUUUCAGAACUUGUGCAACACAACACAGGUACCUUUCGUCGUAGCCAGAGCCAAGAACAACAGUACAUGAAAGUGAAAGUAAAAAGGCUCACGCACCUCUCUCACUCUCGUCAGUCUGUUCAGGACCAGCAUGCAAAACACAACCGCCACAUUAGAACCUGAUUCGUUAGAUUAUUAUUAUUAUCAUUCCGAUUUGUAUUCAUAACUUAUUCAUUUUGCUCUUUGUAAUUGCUAUUUGUAAUUGUCCCUGCAGGAUUUAUGAAGAAAUUCAUAUGUAGAGGUACCACUUUACAAAACCGUGUCUCGUAGGUUUCACCUACUGGUGGUGGUAACGAACAAAACUUAACAAGCCAGAUAUGCAGAGAUAUUCACAUAAACCACAGAAUGAAAAACAAGGAUGUUUUAUCUAUAUUAUGAUAACAAAUGUACACAGAAUAGUUUCACAGCACACAGAGUGAAAUUUUAAUUGAAGGUGGAAAGGUGUUGCAACAUUGAAGAUCUAACCAAGCCAAUUAAAUAACAUGUCAUAUGAGCUUGACAAGAAUCAUGUUGGUUGCAAGAAUAAAAUCUUUGUUUUGUAAUGUGCAACAAACCAGUACAUAAUAUUCUGUCAGUUUAUUUACAGUGUACAGACAGCGUUUUAUAUUAUAACCUCCGCCAGUAAGACUAAACCUACAGAUGGCAUUGGUUAUAUGUUCCGUAUGUCUGUUUGUAUGUUUGUGUUCAAGAUAACUCAAGAACAAUUAAAAGGAAUAAUAUCAAACUUGUGAGAUGUGUUUGUAAUACAGUACGAAACGGAAGGGGUGAUUAAAUAUUGGGGUAAUAAGGUGAAAUGUCUUACAGCUCCGAAAAGGAAUUUUACAAUAACAAUAUCGUCAAUAAUAAUUAGCAUGUCUAACUCAUAUUUGCAGGGUAGGAGAAAUGAAGAGAAAAGGUCAGAAAUUAGGCAAUGUUCUGUAAUUGGCUGCUUGGGCUGUUUUUUUUUUUGUUGUUGUUGUUUUUUUUUUGGUCAUUUUUACCUGUGGACAAAACAACAGAACAAAAGCUGUCAAAGUUGUCAAAAUCAUUGCAUUGUUGUUGAUCAGCAUCAUUGCUAAAAAUCCUCAAAUUCCUCUGUCUCCCGUGUUUUCUCCUUUUGUAUUGUUGUAUUAUCGGUAUCGCUUAUGCUCAUGCUGGUCAUCGAGUUGCUGGAUUCUGUUCUAUCUGAUUAUGGGCUGAAAGCGGGGUACACCCUGAACGAGUUGCAGGACAUCCAUGGAUAAACAUCCUUUCACAGUCACACCUAAGGACAAUUCAAAGUGUUUGACAAACCAACGACGCAUGUGAGGAGCCAGAGUACCCAGUAAAAACAUUUAGGCAUGGGCAAUAUGCGAACACGUCGAAGUAAGGGCUCAAUGUCUGAACUGUGAGGCAGACACACUAACCUAGUGGUCACCAUGCUGUAAUGAAGGUAAACAACUCUUUUGAAAUUUGUGCUAUGUUGUUUGUAGUUCUAUUAAAAUAUAUAUGGCGGAAAAAACACUCAGGUGACUUGAAUUUCCGCUCUGAGACCCCCAAUUUGGCCAACUUUCAAAAUUGUCCGAUAUGCAUGUGUGAUACAUCAUUGGAAAGCUAAAAAUCUCAAUUUUCACGGGGAAAAAAUUUUUGAACAGGAGGGAUUUUUUUUUUUUUUUUAAAUGUUUUUUAAACAACAAAACCCUAUCUGGAGGUGAGAGCAUGCGAGAGCAGAAUUACAGACGCCAUGACUUUAACGAGAUAUUAUCGCGCACGUACCUUGUUUCGAUCUAAAACCUCCAUGUAGCAUGUAUCACAGAGUGUCAAGACACAGAUUUAAAUGGCCACAGCGGGAUUUUUUUGGGAUUUUAUGUGUGAAACAUGGUAAUAUAACAAGGGUCGCGAUGCAGAAAUCGCAGACAUCAAGGAGUGGUCGAGAUUUUCAUAUAUUUUCCCUUUUCCCGUUUUUUUUUUUUCAAUUUUUCUUUGUAUCGAUUAUUUAUCAUCUAACAUAUCGGAGAAAAUGCGACAGUAACAAAAAGCAUUUAAGCGAUAGUUAUGAGGUAGAGAUCCGUGACUUUUUUACAGAUGCCAUUUUUUUUCAUUAUGACAUAAUUUGUUUAAAAGUUUAAAAUAUGUCAGUGAAUAAUUUUUUAAAGUUUUUUUUUUUUUUUUUUUAACGAAAUAUGA
Molecule: messenger RNA, 8255 nt
Organism: Corythoichthys intestinalis (scribbled pipefish)
Lineage: Eukaryota; Metazoa; Chordata; Actinopteri; Syngnathiformes; Syngnathidae
Gene: dnajc6
Product: DnaJ (Hsp40) homolog, subfamily C, member 6
Exons: 19
Coding region: 660-3362 (900 amino acids)
Biological process (GO): synaptic vesicle uncoating; clathrin-dependent endocytosis
Cellular component (GO): vesicle; intracellular membrane-bounded organelle; cytoplasm
Molecular function (GO): clathrin binding
Source: RefSeq, a predicted model, not a curated record